UGGCUGCAGAGAUGAAGCUGCUGCUCCUGCUGCUGCUGAUGGAGCGAGCUGCAGCCCAGCAGAGAGGUCUGUUCCCGGCUAUCCUGAACCUGGCCAGUAACGCGGUGAUCAGCAGUAACGCCACCUGUGGAGACCCAGAACCAGAGGUCUACUGUAAGCUGGUGGAACACGUUCCCCGAAGACUCAUCAAGAACCCACACUGCUCCAAGUGUGAUGCCAACUCCCUCCUGACCAAAGAACGCCAUCCCAUCACAAAAUCCAUCGACGGGACCAACCAGUGGUGGCAGAGUCCCAGCAUCAAGAACGGACGGCAGUUCCACUGGGUCACCAUCACAGUGGACCUCAAACAGAUCUUCCAGGUCGCCUACAUCAUCAUCAAAGCUGCUAACUCCCCCAGACCAGGUAACUGGGUUCUGGAGCGCUCCACAGACGGGUUGCUGUUUAAACCCUGGCAGUAUUACGCCAUCAGUGACUCCGAGUGCCUGUCUCACUACAACGUGACGCCUCGACUCGGCCCCCCCACCUACAAGAGAGACACCGAGGUUAUCUGCACGUCCUAUUACAGCAGACUGAACCCUCUUGAGCACGGGGAGAUCCACACCUCCCUGAUUAACGGUCGCCCUGGCGCUGAUGACCUGACCUCUGAACUCCUGAACUUCACGUCGGCUCGUUUCAUUCGCCUGAGGCUGCAGCGAAUCAGAACGCUGAAUGCAGACCUGAUGACUCUGAGCGCCCGAGACCCCCGAGAGAUAGACCCCAUCGUCACCAGAAGGUACUAUUACUCCAUCAAAGACAUCUCUGUGGGGGGGAUGUGUAUCUGUUACGGCCAUGCCCAGAGCUGCCCACUUGACCUGGUUACCAAGAAGCUGCAGUGUAUGUGUGAACACAAUACCUGUGGAGAGAGCUGUAAUGAGUGUUGCCCGGGUUACCACCAGCAGCCAUGGCAACCAGGAACUGUCACCGAGGGAAACACCUGUGAACAGUGUAACUGCCACAACAAGGCGGAGGACUGCUUCUAUAACCAGACGGUCUCUGAUUGGUCGUUGAGUCUCAACUCUCGUGGCGUCAGAGAAGGGGGCGGGGUCUGUGUUGGCUGCAGGCAGAACACUGAGGGGGUCAACUGUGAGAACUGCGUCCCCACGUACUACAGGCCAACAGAGGUCUCUCUGUACUCAGACUUCCCCUGUGUUGAGUGUAACUGUGAUCUGAGAGGAUCAAAAUCCUCAGUCUGCUCCAGAGACGACUCGACGCCAGGUGUGCCUGCGGGGAAGUGUGUGUGUAAGACAGGUUUCUCAGGUGUUCUCUGUGACCGCUGCGCGUUCGGAUUCAGAGACUUCCCUCUGUGUUCCCGCUGCGAGUGUAACCUGGCAGGAAGCAUCAACACGGACCCCUGCAGAACAUGCGUCUGCAAGGAGAAUGUGAUGGGGUCUAGCUGUGAUCUGUGCAGACCUGGUUUCUAUAACCUGCAGAACACACACUCUGCCGGCUGCACACACUGCCACUGCUUCGGAGUGUCUGACGUGUGUGAGAGCUCAGCAUGGAGCACAACACAGGUGCGUCACACAGGUGCCUGGUUCCGCCCCCCUGAAUCCCACCGCUCACACGCUGUCGUCCACGGCAACGACCUUCCCAACCCCAACAACUCCUCAGGCCACACACCCCACCAGCUGCUGACGUGGGCAGCGCCUGACAGUUUCCUCGGCAACAAGCUGCUGUCUUACGGAGGGUUCCUGAACCUCUCUCUGUUUUACGACGUCCCAUUGGAUAAUGAGGACCACUCUCUGCCCGCCCACUGUGACAUCAUCCUGGAGGGUAACGGCCGUUCUCUCCGCCUCUCGCCCCCCCUCCGCCUCUUCUUGUCCGAGCUUUCCGAGCGUUCCGUUGGCUUGGCGAUGGCUCCGUGGCAGUUCAUCGGCAUGGAGACGGGUGCCACGGUAACACGGGAUGACCUGCUGACGGUGCUCGCCGACGUGACGUCACUGAGGGUCAGAGUUCACCUGAACGCCUCCGCAAACGGACCCAUACGUCUCAGUUCUGUCUACCUGGACGUCGCCGACUCUUCUUCAGCUGAUGGCGUUCAGGCGGUUGCCGUGGAGAUGUGUGAAUGUCCGUGGGGUUACAGCGGCACUUCCUGUGAGGCUUGUCUCCCAGGUUUCUACAGAGUGGGGGGGGUGCUGUUUGGAGGGAACUGUAUUCAGUGUGAGUGCAACGACCACGCCAACCAGUGUGACAUCCAUGGAGUGUGUGAGGGCUGCACUCACAACACCACAGGUCCUAACUGUGAUCAGUGUUUACCUGGUUUCUAUGGCGACCCAAAAGAAGGGACAGUCAAUGAUUGUCAGCUCUGUCCCUGUCCUCUGACGUCCAACAGUUUCAGCCCCACCUGUGUGCUGGGGGCGUUGGGCCAGGUGUCAUGUGACCAGUGUCAGGAGGGAUACACAGGAAGCAGCUGUGAGAGGUGUGCCAGUGGUUUCCACGGUAACCCCCAGGUAGUGGGAGGGGCCUGUGUGCGCUGUGAGUGUAACGGUAACGUUGACGUACAGGAGGCAGGAAACUGCGACACCCUCACCGGGGAGUGUCUGCGUUGUCGCGGAAACACCGGUGGGAAACACUGCGACGUCUGUCGGCCCGGUUACUAUGGAGACGCCGUGCAUGUCAAGAACUGUCAGGUGUGCAGCUGUGAAGUGGGCGGGGCUCUCUCAGGUGUGUGUGACGCCUCCACAGGACAGUGUGUGUGCAGAGAAAACGUGACAGGGCGCACCUGUGACCACUGCCAGUCUGGGUUCUUCGGGCUGCAGAGUGGGCGAGGCUGUCAGUCCUGCGGCUGCAGCCAGUCAGGAUCUGUCUCAGAGUCAUGUGACGAGGAGGGGCGGUGCCAGUGUGUGGAGGGAGUUGGGGGGGACCAGUGUGACCGCUGUCGCCGUGGUUACUACGGUCUUUAUGCUAACGGUUGCACAGCAUGCACCUGUGAUCACACCGGGGGAAACUGUGACUCCGAGAGCGGAGAGUGCAUCUGCCCCCCCCACACAGAGGGAGACACCUGCGACAGGUGUGAGACAGGUUACUGGAGGAGGGAGGCUGCUACAGGCUGCAAGUCCUGCAGCUGCAGUACCGCAGGAAGCUCUGCCCCUCAUUGUGAUCUGUCCAAUGGGCAGUGUCCAUGCAGCGAGGGCUUCUCUGGCUCAUCAUGUGACCACUGUGCUCCGGGAUAUCAUGGUUACCCAGCAUGCACAGCAUGCGGCUGCGACCCGGCAGGAGCCGACGAGAAGUCCUGCAACGCCACGCUCAGAGUGUGUGACUGCACACACGCCGGGGAGUGUGUGUGCAAGGUUGGAGUGACGGGCCGGCGCUGUGAGGAGUGUGUGUCCGGACGGUUCUCUCUCUCCUCUCUGGACUCGGCCGGCUGCUCGCUGUGUUUCUGUUCAGGAGUCAGUGAGGAGUGUGAGGAGCAGGGGGGGCUCCGCAGGACCACCAUCAACCUGGCCCCCCCCGCUAUGCUCUCAUUGGUGCAUCAGUCCAACCUUCAGUCUGUCCUAUCAGGAGUUUACCAGCAGGGCGGCGACUCGCUGCUUGAUACCCGACAGCUGGUCCACAGCACCGGACCUCUGUACUGGAGACUGCCCCCCCGCUGCCAGGGGCCCCAGCUGAUGCUGUACGGCGGAAUCCUUUCGUAUGUCAUCACCUUCUACGCAGAGGAUGGUUCCGGCUUGUCCAAUCAGGAGCCUCAGCUGCUGAUGAGGGGUGGGGCGAUGAGGAAGCUAGUCAUCUACACCGACAUGGUCGCCCCGGGCAACGGAGUCCGCACGCCCCACGCCAUCCGGAUGACCGAGCACCGCUGGAAGUACUUUAACUCGGUGUCGGAGCGCUCAGUGAGCCGCGCUGACUUCCUGUCCGUACUCAGCGAUGUGGAGUACGUCAUUGUGAAGGCUUCGUAUGGAACACACCUGCAGCAGAGCAGGCUCUCUAACGUCACCAUGGAGAUGGCGGUGGAGGCGGGGCCAGGUGAAGAGGGCGGGGCCAGACUGAUUGAGUCCUGCAGCUGUCCAACUGGAUACUCAGGGCUGUCCUGUCAGGAAUGUUCUGCAGGUUACUUCCGGCAGCCUCUCUCUGAGUUGUCGGCUCAGAGUCGGAGGUCUCUGUUUGUUCGUCCGUGUGUUCGAUGCCGCUGCAACAGCCACAGUGAGACCUGCGCCCUGGAGACCGGAGCCUGCCAGGGCUGUGAGCACCACACCGCGGGGUCGAGCUGUGAACUCUGUGCCGCUGGGUAUCAUGGGAACGUGAGUGGCUCCAUCAGCGACUGUUCGCUGUGCGCCUGCCCCCGCCGGGACAACAGCUUCAGCCCCGCCUGUGUGUCAGAGGGGGGGUUCGGUGACUUCCGCUGCUCUGCCUGUCAGACAGGAUACGAGGGCAGAUACUGCGAAAGGUGUUCUGUGGGUUACUAUGGGAACCCCUCGUUGCCGGGCGGAGUGUGUUUGCUGUGCGGCUGCAGUGACUGGGGGUCUGAGAGCCUGCUGUGUGACGAUGUGGGGGGGCAGUGUGAGUGUAAGGCUGGAUUCAGAGGACGGUCAUGUGACCUGUGUGAAGAGAGGCACGUCCUGCAGGAGGGGGUGUGUGUGUCUUGUGAUGAUGAGUGUACCGGCGUUCUACUGGACGAUCUGCAGGAAAUACACAACCACUUCCUGUCUGUGAACCUGACCGCCCUUGCCAUGGCACCGUACCAUCAGCUGGUUCUGCUGGAGAACCGCACCAGCAACCUGAAGGUGCUGUCUUCGGAGAGGGUCUCCGUGUUUCUAGUUGUGUCCUCAGUGGAGGACAAGCUCCGCCUCCUGGCCUCUGGCCUCACUGCGCUGCUGCGGCAGGUCCCCCGUCUAUCUGACCAACUGAAAGAAGUGGGCCUGUUCACAAACGAGAGCCUUUCCCAGGGUGCACUGCUGCUGGAGAGCAUCAGCCGCCUGCAGAGCAGCAUCCAGGAACUGCAGAGGGAGGCGGGGCUUCUGAAUCUUACCUCUGUGGAGCAGCUGGAUCCUGCCAAUCAAACACAGCUGCUGCAGGAGGUGGCGGCCAUGUUGGAAACCAUCGGAGCUGUCAAUCUAACAGGCGCAAACACUUCGGCCAAUCAGGAUCUCCGUCUGUCGGAGUCUCUCGCCCGCUCGCUGCAGGACGACCUUCUGUCGAAAAGGGCGUUGCUGGACAACAGGCUCCGAGUCCUCGACACCAACCUCACUGUCGCCAUGGAAACACUGAUACACGCGCACACACACCUGAGCAACAGCACACACAGAAACACACACACACACUCUCUGCUGGACGCCACACACACCCGGCUGCUCACACUGCAGGCGGAGCAGCAGCAGCUAGGGGGGGGCGUGCUGGCUGUGGGGGAAGUGAUGGAGGAGAGUCAGCUGAUGCUCGGUGACAUCAUCAGUCUGACGGAGGAGAUAACCAACAACAGCGUGCAGGUGGAGGUUUGGGGGGGGCUGCUGGAGCAGUGGCGCCCCCUGCUGAGGAAACAGGUGGAUGCGCUGGUGGUCGGACUGAAGAAAGCCGACGCUCUGGAGAACGUAUACCGAGCGGAGAGCCACGCCCACCUGCUGCAGAGCCACGCCCACUCCCUGCACAGCUCUCUGUACUCAGUGUGCAACGCUUCGCAGAACGGCUCCCGAUUGGUCCAGCUGGACAGUGACAUCACACUGAGAGUUGACUCCGCCCAUCAGGCCGCCGCUGCCGCCCUAAGCAAGAUGGUCCAAUCAGACCAGCUGCUGUCAGAAGGCUGCGUGUCCUCGCUGAGGGUCAGCACCAAGGUGUUACAGGAAACUGUCCUCCUCAACGAGACGGCUGCAGAGCUGCAGGUUAAUGGUUCCAUGGUAACCAGCAGGCUGGGAUUGGUCAGAGAGAGCGUCCGUAGCUCUGCCCUUCUCCUGCGACAGCCAAUCAGAGAGCUGCAGGGCCUUGCUAACGGCACUGCUGGGGUGCUGCUUCAUGUGUGGCGGCAGGCUGACAGUGCUCGCUCUGGCCUGCAGGAGGCACUGCAGCGACUGCACACACUCACACUGCAGCUGGAGGACUCUUCUUCUGUGGUGGAAACAACCAGCCACACCGUGAGGGAGACCAACACACUGGUGUCACACACACACUCUGCAGCCAAUGAGGCGCAGAGUAAGCUGCACGAGGCGGAGCAUCGUACACUGCGUCUGAUGGAGCGCAUGAAGCCGCUGAGCAUGCUGGGAGAAACGCUGAGCAGGAACCUGUCCGACAUCAGACAGCUGAUUGAGCAGGCCAGAAGACAGGCUGCAUCGAUUAAGGUGGCGGUGCAGGCAGACUCCGACUGUGUUCGAUACUACAGACCGAACACUGAGUCCAGAAACUCCAACACUCUGAGUCUGACCCUGAAGACCCGGAGAACCAAGAACCUGCUGUUCUACCUCGGCAGCAACACCACGGUGGACUUCAUGGCGCUAGAGGUGCAUGAUGGGAAAGUGUCUCUGCUGUGGGACGUCGGCUCCGGCAGCUCGAGGCUAGAGUUUCCUGCUGUGGACAUCAGCAACGACAAGUGGACCCGCAUCAACGUCACACGGUUCGGCGCCCGUGCGUCUCUCUCUGUUCAUCAGCUGGAGUCUGAGCACACUCCAUUGCCCCCGGUAACAGCGACGUCACCUGGACCAUCCCGAGUUUUAGACAUCGACCGGAACACUGUGAUGCACAUUGGAGGGUUGGGGUUACACACACAGGGUCCUGCAGUGCUGCAAUCCUCCACGUUUCAGGGGUGUUUAGGUGAGGCUUCGCUCAACGAGCGAAACAUAGGACUGUGGAACUACGAGCGCCGAGACGGGGACUGUGGAGGCUGUUUCAGCAGUCCCCAGGCGGAGGAGACUUCUUUCCACUUUGAUGGAUCUGGAUUCUCAUUGGUCCAGAAGUCUCUGAGAGCCACGUCCACCUCCAUCGUGCUGCUGUUCAAAACGCUGUCGCCGGGCGGAUUACUGCUGUACCUGGCCUCCAACAACACGAGGGACUUCCUGUCCAUGGAGCUGGUAGGGGGUCAUGUCCGGCUGACCUUUGACCUUGGCUCAGGAGCUCUGAUCCUGACCUCCAACAGGAAGUACAACUCAGGGGUUUGGUACAAGAUCACCCUGCAGAGGAACAAACGCAAAGGUUACCUGUCCAUCAUGGCAGCCGACCAACCCUCAGAAAAAGAAGUGUUGGAGGCGGAGUCUCCGGGAACUGCCUCCGACUUGAACCGAUCCGACCUCGACCCAAUCUACAUCGGAGGACUUCCUGCCUCUCGGCCUAUCAGGCGACAGGUGGUCUCCAGGUCAUAUGUGGGCUGCAUAAAGAACGUGGAAAUCGCUCGAUCUAAUUUCGACCUGCUGAGAGACGCCUACGGAGUCAGGAAGGGCUGCGUGCUCGAAGCGGUGCGCAGUGUUUCUCUGCUCUCCAGCGGCUUCGUUCAGAUCGCCCCCCCCUCCCUUGGUCAGGAGGUGGAACUUCUCUUCUCCUUCUCCUCCAACAACCAAUCAGGAAUCCUGCUGGCUGCCUUCAGCGACAACAAGAGUCAGAGACAGCACUUCCUGUCGGUCCAUCUGCUCUCGGGUGCGUUGGAGGCGGAGCUAGGUGAAGUGGGAGGAGCUAUGCAGAGGGUGAUGGUGGUGAAACCUGAUGGAGGAUCCUUCAGCGACGGAAUAAAACACUCUGUAAUCCUCACCAUCAACAGGAAGUCUCUGUUGGUGCAGGUUGACGAGGAACACCUGAAGUCCGUCUCUCUGUUGCCGGGCGGGUUUCCUCGAUGGUCUCCGGCCUCUUUCUUCAUCGGUGGACUGCCGUCAGGGGAGGAGUCUCGUCUACCAAUCAGAGUGCAAGAUCUGUCCAGGAGGUUCAGAGGCUGCAUCCAACACCUGGUGGUGGGCGGAGUGCUCGUGGACCUAUCAGGAGCAUUGAAGUAUGAGGGGGCUGAGCUUGACAGCUGCUUACUGGAAAAGGUGGAGGGGGCGGUGCUUCCUGAUGACCAGGAAGUAGAACCGACUCCUGACCCCGCCCAUUUACAUGGAACCCUUCCCACACACUUCAGCGCCUUGACAUCUGGAGCACUAAUGUGUGUAUCGGAGGCGGAGCCAGCUGUGCUGUCGUCAGCUGUUCAGUUCGGUUCAUCCAAGCACAGUCACAUGACCUUCAUCAUCAACCCCAACACCAUCAGGAAGAGUGUGUCCCUCAGGUUGUCGGUCAGAAGCCGGGCUCUGGAUGGUCAGCUGGUCCUGCUCUCGGACUUGAAGCAGAUGGACUUCAUUGUCCUCAGGAUGACCGGCGGCCGCCUGGUGCUGUCAGCUGACCUUGGGAGAGGCCCCGCCUCCUCCAUCUCGUCCAGCACUGUUAAUGAUGGGGAGUGGCACACGGUGAUCGGGGAGGUGAGCCGGCGCUCGGUGUCUCUGUCAGUCGAUGGCCGGAGUCCAGACUCUGUGUUUAUAAAAGGAAACCAGCUGGACGUGGAGGACAGACUUUACCUGGGAGGAAUUCCACACACCCACUCCACCAGGAGGAUCAACGCCAGCAGCAGUUUUUCAGGAUGCGUUCGCUCCGUCAGUCUGAACAGUGCCAUGUUGGAUCUGUCCUCUCCGGCCUCACAGCGUGAUGUCACUUCCUGUUUCACCAAUGACCAGCCAGGAAGUUACUUUAACGGCAGCGGAUAUGCCGCCCUCAUGCGCGAUGGUUAUAAGGUGGGCUCUGAUGUGUCUGUGGCUCUUGAGUUUCGAACGAGCCAAUCAGAAGCUGUGUUGCUUGGGAUCAGCAGCGCCAAGGUGGACGCCAUCGGCAUGGAGCUGAUCCAGGGACAGGUUGUGUUUAACGUGAACAACGGGGCGGGGCAAGUGUCGGUGCGUUCGUUUGGUCCUCUGCUGUGUGACGGUCGUUGGCACCACCUUGUGGCGCGCAAGACCAAACACAGCUUGAGUCUGAGCGUUGAUGGGAGGAGCUACUCCACCCCGAACCCCUACCCACAAUCCACCUCUGCUGAGACCAACAACCCUGUGUACUUGGGCGGAUUCCCAGUGGGUGUGAAGCAGAACUGCCUGUCUGUCAGCUCCAGGUUCUCCGGCUGUCUGAGGAAGCUGCAUCUCAUUAAGUCUCACCUGAGUGACGCUCUGGAGUUAAGCUCCGCCCACUUUGUGUUGGGCGUGACUCUUAACUCCUGUCCUGUUGCUAACCAUCAUGCAGCUCAGGUCUGAUUGGCCAACAGACACGACAGUUUGGUGUAAUGAAAGUCGGUCUCUCCUAAGUCGCGCCCCUUUCCACAAUCACAGUUGACACCUUUCUACAGACGACGUCUGGUGGAAGCUAAUGGCACAUUUUAGAGUGCUAGCUAGCAGACAGCUAACGCUACAUGAAGAAGAGUUAGCCCGAAGUUAACUUCUAUUAUUGUGUGAAUGAACAAGAUUUAAAAAAUAAGUGAAAGAUAAGAUUAAUAAUAGUUAACCAGUAAACAUCAAAGCUAAUUGAAUCUCUUUUUAUGUAAUAAACAAUGUUAAGAUCUCAUUGUUGUUAAAGUUUCUUCUGUUCCAUGAUCCCACCCUCCCUCCAUCUGUUACUCACUGUUUCUUCAGGAAUCAUUCAAAUAAGUUCAGACAGGAAGUCCAGUUUCAUCGUUUUAUUUCAGUUCAGCGGGUAAAGAAUCAUUCUGUUGAAUUCAGGAUGAAAGUAAAAUACCUUGGGGAUUUUGGUCUGUGAAGCCGAGUGUAAUCUGUACGAUGUCAGUCUGAUAUUAGCCCGAUGUGAGC
Molecule: messenger RNA, 9761 nt
Organism: Eleginops maclovinus (Patagonian blennie)
Lineage: Eukaryota; Metazoa; Chordata; Actinopteri; Perciformes; Eleginopidae
Gene: lama1
Product: laminin, alpha 1
Biological process (GO): tissue development; cell adhesion; animal organ morphogenesis
Cellular component (GO): basement membrane
Molecular function (GO): extracellular matrix structural constituent
Source: RefSeq, a predicted model, not a curated record